AUGUUCGCGGGGCUGCCUGAGCUCGGGAUAUCCAACGGAGAGGAUCUUAAAGAAACUCUCACCAACUGCACAGAACCACUAAAAGCCAUCGACCAAUUUCAGAUGGAAAAUGGAAUUCUUCUGCCAACGCUGCAGUCUGCUCUUCCUUUUCUUGACCUCCAUGGGACACCUCGGCUGGAGUUCCACCAGUCCGUCUUUGAUGAACUUCGAGAAAAGCUGAUGGAGCGAGUUGCCAUCAUAGCAGAGGGCAAGGACGAGGACAGAUACAGAAAGCUUGAAGAGCUGCUGGAGAAGAGCUUCCCACUUGUUAAAAUGCCAUCCAUUCAGCCGGUGGUGAUGCAGGUCCUGAAGCAUCUACCCAAGGUGCCAGAGAAGAAACUAAAGAUGGUGAUGGCUGACAAAGAGCUGUACAAGGUGUGUGCAGUAGAGGUGAAAAGGCAGAUCUGGCAGGACAACCAGGCUCUGUUUGGGGAUGAAGUCUCGCCCCUCCUAAAGCAGUACAUUGUAGAGAAGGAAGCAGCUCUGUUCAGCAGUGACCUCUCCAUCCUGCACAAUUUUUUCAGUCCUUCACCUAAAACACGGCGCCAAGGCGAGGUGGUUCUAAAACUGACCCAAAUGAUUGGGAAGAAUGUGAAACUCUAUGAUAUGGUACUGCAGUUUUUACGAACACUCUUCUUGCGAACCCGGAAUGUCCACUACUGCACCCUGAGAGCAGAGCUGCUUAUGUCUCUUCAUGACUUGGACAUCAGUGAGAUCUGCUCUGUGGACCCCUGCCAUAAGUUCACUUGGUGUUUAGAUGCUUGCAUCCGUGAGAAGUUUGUGGAUGGUAAGCGAGCCAGAGAAUUACAGGGUUUCCUAGAUGGAGUGAAGAAAGGACAAGAGCAAGUCCUUGGGGACCUGUCUAUGAUCCUGUGUGACCCGUUUGCCUGUAACACCCUAGUCUUGAGUAUCAUGAGGAACCUGCAAGAACUGCUGAGUCAAGAUGCUUUACCACGAGACAGUCCCGACCUGAUGCUCUUGCUGAGGAUGCUUUCACUUGGUCAAGGAGCAUGGGACAUGAUCGACAGUCAGGUCUUCAAAGAGCCUCGUUGGGAUUUGGAGGUGGUGACACGCUUCCUGCCUGCAAUGAUGUCGGUGGUUGUGGACGAUCACACCUUCACCGUGGAACAGAAGCUCCCAAGUGAAGAGAAGAGCUCGAUGUCAUACCCCACUACUUUGCCAGAUUCCUUCAACAGAUACCUGCAGGAGAACAGAGUGGCCUCUGAAAUGGGUCUCUAUUAUGUUCUCCACAUUGCCAAACUGAGGAACAAGAACGCAUUACAGCGGCUACUGCCUGCCCUCAUGGACACCUACAAUGACAUGGCCUUUGGUGACAUCUUCCUUCACCUGCUAACUGGACACCUCACCCUGCUCUCUGAUGAGUUUGGAUCAGAAGAGUUUUGUUCAGUUGUCUUUGAUGGAUUUCUUCUUACUUCUUUCUCCAGUAAAGAAAACGUCCACAGGCACACCCUGAGGAUGUUGCUACAUCUACACCACAAAGUGCUACCAUCAUACAUGGAAACAUUGAUGAAAACUCUGGAACCUCCUAAACAGUGCAGCGAGCCACUGAAGGAGCUCUACAGCCAGCUGACUGAGAAGUUGGAGGCGCAGAAGAAGAGCCCCCCUCCACCAGAUGAAACUCCAUCCCUGGACUUGGGGCUGCACCCAGUGACGGUUCCCACCACCACCUCAACUCCAACCACUCCUCUCUGAGACACUGCAGAAAUGGAGAUUUUAAUCAGUGACAGACUGUGCAUACAGCCCCCAACUGUCUCGUGAAAGACUGGAUAUUUUAUAGUUGUAUUUGUCGUGUCAGAUUGUUUUUCUUUUUCAUAAAGAUUUAAUUUCUGUAGACAUGUGUCUUCCAGCUCUGCUAGUGUAGUCCUGCAGCCAGAGUUCUGGAUUUGUAUUUGUGUUCUUGCAUUAUUGUUCAGAUAUACAGUAUUUUCACAUGUAACUGGGCUGUCUGUGUGUUUAUAUUUGAAGUCUGUCAGUAGUGCAAAAACCCUGUAAAUAAAGUACUAUUUGCAAAUAUAGGUUAAUUUAGUGUGUUCUGGGCAAAAUGCUACCUUGUGCAAUACAUACAUCAGUAUGGUACAAAUGCAGUCUUGAUGAGAAACACUUGAUUACAAGCGGAAACACAAGAGACUGGUGUGCGUAGACCUCAUUGGUAACUCGCCUAGCAGCUACACAUGGAGGCAGUGUCAGAUGAGAACAUAUGUACGACUAGUCAUGGAAGUAUUCAAGUAUUUUACUGUUUUGAUGUGCUCUACAGUUUUGACAAGUUUUAUUCUUCUACAUCUACUGUCAUUUCCAAUGCAAUGCAAAUGUUGCAUUUUGUAAUUCCACCAACAUUAUUUUAAGAUUUUAAAAUUUAAAUCUACUAAUAAAUAGUGUUAUUGUAGAUAAACCUUCCAAGCAGUAUAUAAUUAAUUAAAAUAAUCUCAUCAGUGCAACCUUGAAGGAAUGUAUGCAUUACUAAAUCAAUAUUUAUGAUCCAAAAAUUUCUUGUAUGUGAUUCUGUGUAAUAUGUACUUUUACUGUAGCUUGGGGCAUAGGGCUGAACAUAAGCCUAAAAAUUGCAUCCAGUGUAUUUGAGCAAACACACUGGAUGAUUAUGGCACAGGCAAUUCAGAUUUCCUGUACUAUAAAUCUCACCUUUUUUUGUCCCAUCUAUACCAAGGCUUAAAAACAAUCCUGAAAACACUGGUGGUGUGUCUGUUUACACACAAACAUAUUUAAAAACGCUGAAAACUGCAAAUAAAUGUGUCAAAGCUUGAGAAAAGACCAAACAACAGAUUCACUAUGAAGCAGUGUUUAUGUCAGCAAUUUAGAAAUUAUUAUAUGCUA
This is a messenger RNA of Archocentrus centrarchus (flier cichlid), 2889 nucleotides long. It is a transcript of the gene nelfb, whose product is annotated as negative elongation factor complex member B. The record is from RefSeq and is a predicted model, not a curated record. Lineage: Eukaryota; Metazoa; Chordata; Actinopteri; Cichliformes; Cichlidae. Bases 1 to 1752 code for a protein of 583 amino acids. Gene Ontology annotation, biological process: negative regulation of transcription elongation by RNA polymerase II. Gene Ontology annotation, cellular component: nucleus; NELF complex. The transcript has 13 exons.